CGGAUUAGCAUAUCAGCAUUUUCUCAAGCACAACAAAGGAUGGGUUUUAGGGACGUUUGGAAGGAGUACAUGAAGAAUUCCUCUCUGCAUGGAGCUAAAUUUAUCGUGGACGAGAAGUAUCAGUACUCGGAAAAAUUUUUCUGGGUUGUUUGUGUACUCAUCUCCUGGAUGGCAUCCGUUCUUCUCAUGCAGGCGUCUCUCGAUGCUUUUCAAAACAACGCCAUUAGCUUUGUCGUGGAGACAUCCUUUCUCGAUUGGAAAACACAUUUUCCAUCAAUUGCAAUUUGUGAGGUGAAAAAUUUGGAUGGUGUUCAAGAAAUUUCAGAGCGGCUCUGGGGUGUUGAUCAUGAUUUCACUUUGGAGGAAGUUCUCAGUGAAUUAGCAUACUUUCGCGGUGAAUCCUAUCACACAGUGCAUGAAUGCGGUGGCACGGAUCCCAUUGAGGGUUGCCUCUUCUCCAACUACAGCCAAUAUGCCCAACUUGUGAGGAGCAAUUGCAAAAAGACUCUCAAAGAAUGCCAAUGGAAUGCAGAGAAGAAAUUUAAUUGUUGCGAUUACUUCUUCCCAAUGGACACAGAACUUGGCACAUGCUACACCGUAAACUCCAUUCAAACAGAGAAUCCGAAGAAAAUAAAAAUGCCAAUGAUAUCGGAUAAGUAUACAGGACCGGGAAAAUUAACAAUGGAAAUUCUAACAGAGGCUAAUAUCUACAUUCUCGGUGAGGAAGAUGUACCACAUUUGGUGGCACCUAAAUCAGAAAUGCUGUCCGUUACACCAUUUAUAUCAUAUUAUCGAGUGAUUGCAAUGAAGAACAUUGAGAAUGAUCCAGAGACGAGAGAUGUGAAUGUGGCUCAGAGAAGCUGUCGAUAUCCCGAUGAGAAUAUUCUGGAUGUUCAUAAAUUCUACAGCUACAGUGCGUGUUCUGUUCAGUGUCGAAAGGAUGCCCAGCUUAAGAUUUGCAACUGCACCAGUCACCUAAUGCCACACACACCCACCAAUUUACAUUGCAACAUAAGUGGGUUGAAUUGUUUGAAUGAGCAUUAUGAGGAAUUAUCGGUUGUCAUCCCCAAAUGGUCAUCACACGGACGGAAGGGGGUUGUGUGUGAUUGUUUGCCAUCAUGUACGGAAAUUGAUGUGUCCAUCGUGCACGACUCAAAGGACAAAGGAAUCAUGAGUGAUGCAAAGGGCAAUCGUCUGGCCAUAGCACAGGUUGAGAUUGAACUUUCAGCCCUUCCAACAGAGCGCUACAAGAGGAACGUAGUACGUGGACGAUUGGAUUUAGUGGUCUCAAUGGGAGGAACAACAGGGCUCUUUGUGGGUGCAAGUCUCCUUAGCUUCGUUGAAAUUCUCUACUAUUUCACAAUUCGUCCCUAUGGGAACUACCUAAUGGGGAAGAAACAAGAAAAGUAGUUCAGGAGCCUGUUAAGCUUCUUUAUUUCUUCUGUUUUGUGAGCAACAACAUCAAUUCCUUCCUCGCAAAUGUGAUUGCACUACACAUACGAUUUGCUACUUCCCAAUUGUGGUGGGGACACUGGACAACUCUGCCUUUUCUGCACUUCACUUUCGUUCAACAGAGUCAGUGCCCAGCAGAGUCUCAAUCCGUUUACUGGUGUGAUUUUAGAGAUCUGCUUCUUUCCUUUCGGGCGGUAAAAGUGGUCGCAUCAUUUUUGCAAAAGAUACUUUUGAACAACAAAAAUACAUUAACGUGAAAGGAACGCAGCUUCUGGUUUUGAAAAUUAUAAAAAGAGAAAAAAUCUCAUUACAAUAAAUAUUUUAAAAAAAAAUAGAGU
Molecule: messenger RNA, 1790 nt
Organism: Lutzomyia longipalpis
Lineage: Eukaryota; Metazoa; Arthropoda; Insecta; Diptera; Psychodidae
Product: sodium channel protein Nach
Exons: 11
Coding region: 40-1410 (456 amino acids)
Biological process (GO): sodium ion transmembrane transport
Cellular component (GO): membrane
Molecular function (GO): ligand-gated sodium channel activity
Source: RefSeq, a predicted model, not a curated record